Messenger RNA from Nicrophorus vespilloides, 2619 nucleotides. RefSeq names its product protein O-mannosyltransferase 1 (gene rt). Gene Ontology annotation, cellular component: membrane; endoplasmic reticulum. Gene Ontology annotation, molecular function: dolichyl-phosphate-mannose-protein mannosyltransferase activity. The record is from RefSeq and is a predicted model, not a curated record. The transcript has 5 exons. Bases 304 to 2619 code for a protein of 771 amino acids. Lineage: Eukaryota; Metazoa; Arthropoda; Insecta; Coleoptera; Silphidae. Gene Ontology annotation, biological process: protein O-linked glycosylation via mannose.
GAUCAGAUUUAUGACCGACAGAUGGCACUAUAUGUUGCUAUAUUUAAUUCUAAACCAGCAACAAUUCUUUAUUCAAAUAUUAUUAAUCUACGCUAAAAAGAAAAAUGCUCUUAGCGUCUUUAUAUGUAAAAAUGCUUUAAAAGGUAAUUUAUGUACGUGGAAUGGGCUUGGAGAAAGUACCGUUAGUUGUUUCCCCACCAAAUCAGUGUCAAAUGCUGGAAACUGACCCAAGAACCCAUCGUUGUAUACGUUUCAAAUUUGCGUUAGGAUGUGCAUUUCAUGAAUUAGUUGUUUUGUGAGAAAAUGGAAAAGGUUUCCAGUAAUAAGAUCGAGAAUAUCGAAGAUGUGAGCGAGCAUGCGAAAACAGCUGACAAAGAUGACCGCAAAAAGAAGGUUGUUGUCAUGAAGAAUGAUAAUAACCGUGGCAACGAGCACAAGUGCAACAGGGAUGAAAAUGACAACAGAAAAGGAUUGUUCAAUAUAAAUUUUCAAAUAGAUUUAGUGUCCAUCGUCCUUUUCGCAUCCGCAGCAUUCACACGCAUGUACAGAUUGGAUGAUCCUAAAAACAUAGUAUUCGACGAAUUGCAUUAUGGAAAGUACAUCUCGUUGUACAUGAAGAACACGUUCUUUUUCGAUACACAUCCACCACUUGGAAAACAGCUCAUCGCUGGACUGGCUUACUUCGUUGGAUAUGAUGGCAAGUUUAAGUUCGAGCGCAUCGGAAGCUCCUACUCAGAUGGUGUACCUCUAUUCGCUUUGCGCUUCAUGCCUGCUCUUUUCGGAAGUUUGCUGAUUCCCACUGCCUAUCAUUUAAUGUUAGAACUAGGUUUGAAACAGACUACUUGCAUUCUAGCAAGCGUCCUUUUACUGUUAGAUAACGCAAUACUAACACAAAGCAGGUUCAUUCUCAUGGAAUCGAUGCUCUUGUUUUUCUCCUUGUUUGGAAUACUAUGCAUCUUGAAAUUUAGAAAACUAGACUUGUACAGUCUAAAAUGGUUUACGUGGUUAAUUCUAGCAGCGAUAAGUUUAACUUGUGCCCUUUGCAUCAAGUAUGUGGGUUUCUAUUCAUGUUGUUUAGGCUUGGCAAUUAUCGCUAGAGAUUUUUGGAAAAUCCUCGGCAGCAAACAAUACUCUGAUAGAAAAUUGUUAACUAGGUUUACAAUUCAAGCACUUGUUAUCAUUAUUAUACCAGCUUUGGUAUAUUUAGGAAUUUUCUUUGUACACUUGAAAGUUUUAUACAAAGCGGGACCUCACGAUAGUAUUAUGACGAGUGCCUUUCAGGCUUCAUUGGAAGGAGGCUUAGCAUCAAUAACAAAAGGACAACCUUUACAUAUCUCUCAUGGAUCUCAAAUUACUCUAAGACAUACUCACGGAAGAACUUGCUGGUUACAUUCUCAUCAGCACGUUUAUCCUGUCCGCUAUCCUGACAAAAGAGGCUCUAGUCAUCAGCAGCAAGUGUCCUGCUAUUCAUUUAAAGACGUUAACAACUGGUGGAUUGUCAAGAGACCGGGAAAGAAUGAUUUAGUUGUUGAACAACCUGUCGACGUUAUUAAACAUGGUGACGUUGUUCAACUUGUACAUGGAAUAACAUCAAGGGCUUUAAAUUCCCAUGAUGUCGGAGCCCCGAUGUCCCCGCAAUGUCAGGAAAUAUCUUGCUAUAUUGACUACAAUAUUUCUAUGCCAGCACAAAACAUGUGGAAAGUCAAUAUUAUAAAUAGAGAUCAGUUUGGGGAUAAAUGGCAUACAAUUCAAAGUUUAGUUCGCUUGAUACACGUAGAUACGAAUCAAGCACUAAAAUUUAGUGGUAAACAAUUACCGGAUUGGGGAUUCCAUCAGCACGAAGUAGUUGCAGAUAGAAUUAUCUCUCAAGAUGAUACAAUUUGGAAUGUUGAAGAGCACCGAUAUACUAAAUCUGAAGAUCAAAAGGAAAGGGAGCGUGAUUUAGUAAAUGCAGAAAUGAUUCCAACAGCUGUAACUCACUUAUCUUUCUGGGAUAAAUUAUAUGAAUUGCAUUAUAAAAUGAUGUUUUCAAGUAGCGACGGUGUCCAGAAUCACAUGUAUAGCUCUGAACCAAUUGAAUGGCCUCUCAUGUCUCGAGGCAUAGCAUAUUUCGUUUCAAAUACGAGCAACGCCCAAAUCCAUCUUCUUGGCAAUAUUGUCAUUUGGUAUUCAUCGACUGUAAGCCUUGCCGUUUACUUUGCAUUAUAUACAUUUUAUUUAUUAAGAAGACGACGCUAUUGCUUUGAUUUGGACGAACAUACAUGGAACAGAUUUAUUUUUAUCGGGGAAAUCUUCUUCGUGGGUUACUUAUUCCAUUACUUGCCUUAUUUUUUCGUGGAAAGAACUUUGUUCCUACACCACUAUUUACCUGCGUUUGUUUUUAAAGUGCUGCUUAUGGCUGCUUUGAUUGAGCAUAUUUUAAUACUGUUAACUGAUGUUUUAAAAAUUAAACUUCUGCUGUACUGUGCUUCCAUUCUUUUAUCAAUCUGGUUGUGCAGUGUAUGCUACAUAUUUAAGAAGUUUACUGUUUUAAGCUAUGGCAUGACUGACUUAAGUACUGAAGAUAUUUUAGAUUUACGAUUGAAGGAUACUUGGGAUUUUAUUGUACAUAAAAAUUAG